AUCGUUCUUGUUAAGCCUAAAUGAACUAAACGCAUUUGAUUUUUGGUUCAACGAAUGUCUUUUAAUUCAAGAGAGGAGCAAGUGGGGACAAGAAGCUUAUAAAACUUAAUUUGCAAUAAUAUUUUUUUCUCCUGUAAUGGGUUUAACGAAGAUUAAAUAGAUCAUAUUCAACAAUGAUCUGGUUUAGUUUUCUUCGGAAAUAUCCGUUGCCGUAGUAGCAGUAAUAGUAAUAAGGGUAAGAAAGUAAUUAUCCGUUUUUUGGCGAGUAUCAGUAUGCCUCAUCAUUUUACAAACCAGAAUAAGCAGAUAGGUCUUCAAAAGAAAGGCUGCUCGGCGGUGAUGUUCUAAUCUAAAGGUGAGCAUUUAUUGUUUCUGUGCAAGUUUCAUCUAGUUAAUUUUUAAAAUUUUAUCAAACUGUGUGAGUGACACUCUGUGUGACCCGUGAAUGUGUUAGAGUUUGCAGUUAGUGAGUGUGUUUAUUAUUUUUAACUUUAAGUUAAACUUUAAGUUACUCAGACUCAAGUGACUGAUAACUACUAUAAUUUUAAUUGAAUUGUUCACGUUAAUUGUAAUCAGGGACAUCAUUUUGGUAGAGGCAUGGGGCCUAAUAUUUGCUUCCCCCCCCCCCCCAAACCCCUCUAAAUUUGAAGGAUUUUUUCAAAAUUUAAUUUUGGUAGGGGCAUGGGGCCUAAUAUUUGCUUCCCCCCCCCCCCCCAAACCACUCUAAAUUUGAAGGAUUUUUUCAAAAUUUAAUUGCUAUGUAGGCCUACUGUAUAGUGCCUGCAGUGAGUAAAAUAUUAGUAAUAAACCACUCGAUAAACUGAAAAAGUUUUGGUUGUUGCCCCCCUUUCCCCCAUGAAAUGAUUUUCUUGAUUGUAAUGUUACAACGCCCACUCUCCUAAUUCACUGUUCAUGAAGUGUAACCAGAUUAAUUCAUUACAGGUAGGGCAGACCGGGUACUGACCCAGAGACUUGGAAAUACAGAGUAUUAGCACACCUGAUACUUACGUUCGGGUGGUAAAAAAAAAUAUCUUCUCAUUUUUCUAUAAGUCAAGUAAGUGUUCCACCCAAUAAGGAAAACAAGUAAAAGUAAAUUUGUAGACCAGUGCAUCUUUUUCACAUAAUUUCUUUUGUACAUUUUACCUGAAUUAAAUAACUAAUAAUAUAAACCAAAUGUAAGCUAAAUGAAAGUACAAAGUCGCAAAGCUCUGAAAAGAAUAAUGUAAUGUGAAGUUUGUGUAGUUAUUUGUCUUUUCAAAAUGCUUAUACGGGCCUAUUUUGUUAUGACCAUGGCACUUUCUAUUUACAAUUAAUACUUCAUUUCACAUUGCUGAUUGGCUGAUGACACUGAGUAGCCAAAGUGUUUAUGAUUAUGACUGUAGAUCAUCUCUUAGUUUUUUCAUAGAAUUCAAUAAUAGAGUUUAAUUUAACACUCAUUUAAUAAGGGAAAUAACUGGCUUUACUGAAGGAAGGCUUGGAUGUUUUCGUCAUGAUGAUGAUUAUUAAAGUAAUAUGCGCAUGUUGUUAUCAGAAAAAGGAAAAGUACUACCAAUUAGCAAUCAGCAACAAACAGCGAAGCUCCACUCCAUGUUUGAUUUUUGUUAUGUCUAUGGGUCAGGGCAGUGGGUCUUAACUUGUGGGUCACUACCCCUUAGGGGUUGGCAGGACAAAAUGCCAGAGGUUGCUUAAUAAAUUCAGAGAUAUUAGGAGGGGGGGUGGGGGGGGGGGGUUGUGUUUAAAAUGUGCAUUUUUUAUUAUUUGAAUAUACAUUGUAAAUUGUAAACUUUAUUUAAAUUGAUUGGACUAGUUUCUUAUUGUUACUACACUCUGACUAGAAUACAGCUGCAUAGAGUUGAAUAAAAACAAUGAUGCAGAUGUCUGCAGCUAAUUUAUUAUAAAUAUUUGGUAGUUUUGUUUUCUUAAUUUAAAAAAAAUGUCCUUAUAAAUAUGAUUUCAAAAUUGUUUGCUUAAACUCACAUGGCAUCUUCAAAUACAAUGGAAAGAACAUGCAAAUAAUGCUGUGCGUAAAUAUUUUUUAAAAAAAUUAUGUAAUUGGUUAAUUUGAUGUUGUUUGAAUUUAAUCUUUGAAUUUCUAAAACAGAAAAUUAAUGUAUACGUUGAAUAUUGGUAGAUUACAUAUCCUUGAUAUUCAAGAUGUUCACUUGUCAGGGCCGGGCCGUAUUAUCCAAGUUGGUCAAUAUGCCCCAGGCCCCUGAAUCUCAAAGGGUAGCAUAGCAUUAAGCUGGCCUUGUCGAUUUAGUCAAUUUGAAAUAAUCCAAUAAUGUGAAUAUUUACUUAUUCAAAUACAAUUAAUCCACCUUCAGAUUAUUGUUGCUCUGAAUAAUGGCUCUUACCUUAAACGGUGCUCUCGCUCUCUCUCUCUUGAAGAACUAUUUAAGAAAAAUGUUAUUGUAAAACUAAAGAAAUUUUGGAAGAUGCAUCCCACCUUCUUCAUCACAGAUACUUAGAAUUUGCCCUAUCGGGACAAAUUCUUUCUCUCAAGGCGAGGACUGAAAGAAAUAACAAUUGGUUUGUUCCCAUAUCUGUACGAAUUUUCCAGCCUGCUCCCCCAGAAGUCACAAAAUCUAAAUGAUCACUAAUUAAGCCAGUUAUGACUUAACUGAAUGGCUGUUGUUUUACACCAGAGAAAUAAUUUAAUGUAGAUGUCUUGUGUAUAAAUUGCUAAAGUUGGAAAAUGUGGACUUUAUUAAAAUAUGUAUUUAUAUAUGUGCUGAAAAUGUAUAUGCACAAUGUAAUAAAGAAAACAUUUCCAUUUGUUUGGAUCAAUAAAAGAAUCUUAUCUUUUCUUAGUCUUGACUGUAUUGUUGCUUUGACAGCCAAUAGCCAGUUUAAGAUUGAAACUUAUUCCACUUCCAUGCUGAAAACAGUCUGUUAUGUUAAAGAUGAAUGAUUUAAUUUUUUAAAAAUCUUUUUAUUUAUUCUAACUGGUUUUAUUGUCUCCACUAUGACAGUCAUGACUACUACAGAUGAAAGUGAUUUUAACUACUGCAAUGCUAAAUUUAAGUCCAGAACAUUAGAGACACUGAAGCACAUGUUGGAAUCGCCCAAAGAUGAAGUGGAAAAGCAAUUGGCUCAGUCAAUUUUUGCUUUCUUGCCAGUGUUGGGAGUCUCUUAUGUGGACGAAAAAUGGUAAGCUGAUUUAUAAUGUACCGUUUAUUACCACCUAUUAACAUGAUCCACGUAUAAUGCGAACCCCAGACUUUUUGUAUUAAAAAAGCCUCAAAGUGCCAUGUCCAUGUAAAAUGCAAUCUUCUUCUUCUUCUAUAUCUUAAGGGCCCACGAUCAAUUUAUUGAUCAUUUUGGCUCCUAUGCAUGUAGAUGGGAUUUGCAAUGUUUCUGUUCCUGGUGUUGAUGAGGAAAUUUCACAGAUUUCCAGUGCCACUUUGUGAGGGAAUCAUGCACUGGGGGUUUGAAGGCUCAUCUUGUCAAUAAUAAUACAAUACGAAUUACCAAAAUAAACAUUUAUUUUUAUUAAAAAUGUCAAAAUCCUUAUAAAUUCUUAUACCGGUAAUAGUUAAAAGAAAUAUUGUCAUACCGAAUCAAUUGUGUUAAAAUCCUUUAAAGGUGCAUUAUUUACAUUACUUUUGUUGUAUGCAGAUAUGAUGCAUGCUUGGCUGCUGAAUUCAAGUGGCCAAGAGGAUUUUCUUUUUUUUUGCGUUAGUUUGCGUAUAUAAUAGCUGUAUUGAAAAAAUUCUUACCUGUGUGUAUAAAGUAAACCCCUAUUUUUCAUGAGCAUUUUUUACCCUAAAUUUAUAGCAUUAUAUGUUGUAUUUAUCUUAUUUUAAUAUCGGCAAUUACAGCAAGAUCACAGACAAUAUUUUUGUGUCCCUAAUUUAUUAAAAUGCAAAAAUGCAUUGUCAUGUACAUAUUUUUUACAUGUUUAACUUAUUUAUUAAUAAUUCCUUACAUAUAAACAUUACUUUGUACAAAUCCAGGAAAGGCAUAUACUAUGUGGUUUAAACUAAAGAUGUUUAUUUUACAUAGUUUAAUGCAUUUAGAAGUUGAACGAUCCCAUAAGAAGAACAUUUUUGGACUUUCAUUUAUAUUUCAUUAAAAUAAUCAUAGAGACUUCAUAACUAAUGCUAUAUGGAACAUGGGCCAACACAUAACACUGGCAAUCUGUAAUGAGGCCCACAAAGUUUUGGUGUGUAGAGGUUUCCAAAAUUUAAGCCCUUAAGGCUGCCCCAGAAUCACUAUUGUAAAUAUUUAGAUAAUCUGAAUGCAGAUUGUAUUUAAAAAUUUCUUAGCAUCAUAAAUAGUAAAAUAGUUACAAAUGUGAACUUCGUGUGUUGAUUUUAUUUGUUUAUGUGGACACAGCCUGUGAAAUCAUGAAAUCUCUAACAUUAUAUGUUCUUGUGUACUUUACUAUUCAAGGCCAUCAUUUACGGAGCUGGCUAGUAACCCUGCAUUUAAAGAAUUUUUAUUUGCUAUUUUAUCAUUGGGGAGAGGUGCUAAAAGUGACCAUCAGUUAUUUAAAAAGGUAGGUUCAUUUUUUUCUUAUUAACAAAACCUAAUUAAUUGUCUUAGUUCUGAUUAAAAUUUACCUGUACUGCUCACUGAUAUCAGAGGAGCCAGUAAUUAAAUCUCUAAGAUAAUAAAACACAGUCUUUGAACAGAGUUUUAUUAGUAGAGAAAAAUUGGACAUUUUCUAAUAAGUAUGCUUUAUGAAUUAUGAAUGGAAAUAGAAAACGUUAAAGUGAAUUGAGUCUACCAUAACUACCAGGGCUGCUUGUUUGCUAUGAUGCCAUCGAAUGACUUUAUUUUCUAAAUACAACAUCACCAUUAAAGGAAUAAAUACCUCUUGUAAUUUUUAUUACAGACUGCAAAGCCAAAUAAAAAUUUAGUGCUUGGAUUGACUGGGAAACCAGUACAUCAGGUAUCUUUACUUUUCUCCUUAUUUGUAAUUAUUAUACAUACAUUUUUAAAAAUUUUAUUUUGUUUAAAACAAAAAAAAACACCAUAAAAACCAAAGAAAAGAAAAAGAAGAAGAAAAAAAAUAUACAUAUGUUUCACUCAUUCAUAAAUAUAUAUGUAUUAUUAUAUGGAAUCCUUCCAUCUUUGUGAGACGAUAGAGUAUCUAUUGACACUAUAUCAAAUGGCUUAUGGGGCUAAUCCUGGAAUGGCUUUCUUGACUGCACUUCUUGCAGUAGAACCUUAAUCCCUGAUUGAAUUUGGCCUUCCUCAAUGUUCUUUUUGUUGCAAGGGCUUCUUGUCGCUUAUCAUUCACCUGUUCGACUCCUUCAUACACUGCUGUUCACCAUGUCAAACUGUGUUCAGCAAUGAUCUCCCAUUCAUUGAUUUCUAUGUUGGCUUCCCUCAUGUUCCUUUUGCAUACAUGUUUUAAAAGACCGACCAAAGCAUCCGUGCAAGGUCACAUCCUCCUUUAUAAAAAAAAACAGAAAAAAUGUGACCAAGAAGCAGCUCCCCCUACAAUUCAGUUCUGUAAUGUUCAUGGUUAUUUCAACCACUGUUUAAUUUUCUCUAGUAAAUUUAAUUUCACUGAGUAGUUUUUCUGUACUUUAGCUUUGAAGGUUUGAAGACUAGCAAAUUAUGUAUAUUAAAAGCAACGUUAAGAUUUAAUCAAUUCAUUUGUGUUGCAAAAAAUCAGCUUUUUUUCAAUAGAUAUAAUAAUUUUUAAAUUAAAUUAUCAGGUUUCUAAUUUAAAUAACUUAUUCUUUGCAUUAACAUUUUUCAGUGAUAAGGGAUUUCCAACUAAAUAACAUUUCCAUCCAAAUAAUAUUUUUUUAUAUUUUUAUAACAAUUUUAUCAGACAGAUCAAGAAUCAAUGGCAAUACCUAAGCUAAAGAAGGUACUAUUUUAUUUUUGAAUAACUUGAAUCUAAGUAUAUUUGUAUAUAUUUAAAGAGCAUAGUCAUUUAUUUUUGAAUAAAAAGCCAUAUCAAAAUUUAAAUCUGUAAUAUAAUCGGGUAUGGAGAUAUUGAUAAUCGUAUGUUCCCCCUCCCCAAAAAAAAAAUUUUUUCUUUGUGCUUGAAAUGUAAAAACAGAAUAUGAUAAAAUACAUACUAAAGAUUUUGCUUAUAAAUAAUAAAUUUGCUCUCCAAUUAAUUACAGGAAAAUAUGGGUGGUUGUAAUGAAUAUCAAACUAUUUUUUUUAUAAUAGCUUUACUCUUACUAUCAGAUAAAUACGUAAAAUAAUUAUUUAAUUAUGAUAUUAAAUAUAUUUCUAAUUAUUUAACAAUACUUGCAAGUUAAAGAUUAUAAAAACUUAGCUAUAACUAUAAGCAGAUUUUAUUUUAUCACAUUUAAAUCGUUUUCAUUUCCGUAUCACUUCACUAUCAUUGUUUAUUAGAAUCGAGUCUUAUGCAUCUAAAUUAGCUCUUUCUUAUCUAUAUUAAAUAAAACUCUCUGGACAUGCUUUUAUUAAUGGCAUGAGUUAAUUUAAGAAUGUAUGAUGAACCUAAACAGCAGGAACUUUGUUUGAUAAAACACAUUAUAAUGGACCUUGAAAAUGUUUGGCUAUUAUUUACAGAAAUGUUACAUUAUCUUACUUAAAAUAAAGUAACAUCGCUAUAGUACCACAUUACAAUAUUGAAAAAGGCUGCUGAAAUGUUUUUCACUCAGCAUUUCAUUCUGAUUUCUGUAUAUUUACAUAAGCAGCUGAAUUUUCAAUAAAUAUUUGAUAUUGGCUGUGUUUUACCUUCUCCUUAACAGCCCAAUAAAUAAUUGCCUUACUAGGCUGCCAAGUCUGUUCAAAGAUUUACUGACUACUGCGCUGACAAAUACAUGUAGUCUACCUAUUUACUUAUAAGUUUGGAUGACUGGAUAAUGCUCCGAAACACACUUUAAAUUUGUUUGAAUAAUAUAGUUACAUGAUUGGAAUAUGGAUUAUUCUAGUUAUAUUAUUGGAACAUGAAUUAUUCUAGCCCCUAUAACAUUGGUUUUUCAUUGUUCUAAUUAGAACUUUAAGGCAUGGAUUUUUCUGUAUUUUUUUCCAGGACAAUUCAGAUCAGGAAUUUAUUAAGUUAAAACAAUAUUGUGAAGAGGAAAUCAAGGAAUUGGACGAUAACCUCAAUGAGGUAUGUUCUUUUGUGAGAAAAUAAUUGUGGCAAGUACUGUUAGUCCCAUAAUACUCUUUGGCUUUUGUCCUCCCUAUAUUAUAAUUAGUUCUGUUAGGGGAGAGAUACAGAGAAUAUUUCCAUGACACAUUUUUAUAUUUCAAAAAGAAUUUAGAGCCAUUUUAAUUUUCAUGAUGAUUGAAAAGACCAUUUAAUUCAAUGAUCUUUUUUUUUGGUUAUGAUGUGUGUGACAGGCUGAUAAUUUUGAUGUGUGUGACAGGUUGGUUUACUUGAUGGAACAUUAUGUGUGUCACAUGCUUAUCUAUUUGAUUUGACAGUAUUAGUGUGACUGGUUGAUCUAUUUGAUGAUACAAUAUGUGUGUCACAUAACUGUCUAUUUGAGGGUGCAAUAUGUGUCACAGGCUUAUCUUCACUAUAUUUCAUAAUUAUGUUGUAACUCUUGCAGUUAAAUUUGGGACGUGGGGGGAGGGGGGGGGGGAAUUUGUGGAUUGAAAAGCCUGGUACUAUUUGAGGGUGCAAUAUGUGUCACAGGCUUAUCUUCACUAUAUUUCAUAAUUAUGUUGUAACUCUUGCAGUUAAAUUUGGGACGUGGGGGGGGGGAGGGGGGGGGGAAUUUGUGGAUUGAAAAGCCUGGUUAAUUGUUAAUACGAUAGCAAUUUUAUUUCUAGUUCUGUUAAAAUUCAGAACUUGAUCUAAUUACAAAGAUACAUUUUAUAUAUAUGAAGUGGCUAUUCAAAAUGGCCCCGGACAGCGCCACCAUUUGCACCUGGGUCCCAUUAGACCAAUGCUAUUCAGAUGUCAUUUGUGGCAGUUUUAGUUAAACUGAAGAAGUAAUUGCACAAGCAUAUAGUCUAUUCAAUUAUCUUUCAUUUGAUACCUCUUUUUGUCUAACAAAUCCAGCAAUAAAAUUUUAAAUAGUUUUUUAAUGCCAACCUCUCACUUCUGGUACCCGGGUACGAAUAGGCACAGCCUUAUAUAUAUAUAAUAUAUAUAUAUAUAUAUAUAUAUAUAUAUAUAUAUAUAUAUAUAUAUAUUAUAUAUAUAUAUAUAUAUAUAUAAUAUAUAAACAAACAUUUAAACUAUCAUCAAAUUGCAGAUAUCAAUGCGCUGGAAUACAUCUGAUGGUAAGCAGACAUUUUGUAUAUGCAUAAAAAUAGUUUCUAUGAUUCUUCAUUGCAUUGAGGUAAGAUUAAAUGCCAGCAAGACACCAACACCUUAUUAUAUUCCAGGUGUCUUGAGUUGUUGUCGAUGGAAGAAGAUAAAACAGAGCUUUCUAGUGUGUAUCUCAAAGAGACCAGCUCUCCAUUAUUUGUGGACCUUUUUUCACAUGUGGACAACUGAGCGACUAUACACUAACCUGAUAAAACUUAGAAUAAAAAUUGAAGUUCGCCGAUAUUUUAUCAAGAAAUCACAAACUUUGCCUGACUUUAAGCUCAGCAAAACAAAAACAGGAUAAUCUUACAGACAAACACAUAAAUCGCAAAAUGUGCAAAUGUUAUGAAAAAGAACUUAUUGAAAGACUUCUAGCCAUGUAAUAGUAAAGUGUCCCAAAUAAAUAUAACCCAGAACCAACAAGAGACUUAAGAUACUAAUAAGCCAUAAUACAGGGGAAGAAGUAGUUGAUGUCUUAAGGAAAAUUAGACAAAUAAAAUGGAUAACGAACAAUUUGCUAGAAUUAAAUUUCACUUAUUUUUAUUUUUAUGUUGUGUCAGUGGAACAGAGAAAGUGAUUAAAAACAAAAAAAAAUUAUAUUUUAAAUAUGAACCUUCAAUGCCAAAUUUAUUGCUUCUAAUCAGUUUUCUUCUGGGCUAAAAAAUUAAGGUGACCUGGGAAUACAGAACUGCAAAACAAAUGAGAGUGAAUUAAAUCUCAGGGUCAAUGAAUUGAAGUUGCUUGUUGAAGUAAGCUUUUUUUGUUUUCAAUUAAUCAUUAAAAUUUCCAAUAUUCCUUUAGUGAGGUUUUUAGAAAAAUGAUAUGUAAGCAACCAAUAUAUUUAAUUUAUAGUUUAUUUUUAAUCAUGGAACACAAGCUUGGCAUGUGAAGAUAGUUGGGCUAAUAUUUGCCCUUUGUCAAUCAUUGUAAAACAUUAAUAUCCAUACUGAAUUCUACAUAAUAAUUUAUUCUUUUGUUACUUUUUAAUUAUUAUUUUUUUCUUUUAACUUUAUAGUCUAUAUUAAUUUCUGUAUAACUUCAUUAAAUUUGAAAUAGCUGUAUUAACUUUAAAUGUCUAUAUUUACUUUUAAAAAUCCACACCCUCUUUUGAGCAUGUGUUAUCUUUCUAAAUUGAAAUGUCUAUACUUACUUAUAUUCAGAUAAUGCAAGUAAAUAAGUUAUAAAUUUCCAUUAGUGUCUUCUAUAUAUGUAUGCAUUAGUAAUUGCUUAGUUUUUUAUUAGACUUUUUUAAUAAAUUGCGAAUUAAAUCUCCCAACUGUUUUCAUAUCAAUUUAACUUUUUUUUUUCCUUCAUUUUAUUCUGUUUUUCCCUUCAUAAAAUCUUGCUCUGUUGGAUUGGUUAUGGUAAAUUCAGAAAAAAAGAAAUCACAUGAAUUUGCAGAAAACCACAUUUAUUAGUGAAAUCAAUUCUUUUCAUUUUUAUUUCAAAAUAUUUCUAAAACCUGUUCUUCAUUUAUUUCCCUAUGUAAUCAAGGAACGGUUGAACAAACUUAGUGGUGGCAUACAAGAAAUGAUGUCCAAAUGGCGACGUCUUGAAGCCAUUUUACAUAUCAAACAUGAUUUAUCAAACGAAGCUAUACAUACAGCUCAUACACAAAUGCAGCACCUGCAAGAUGUGUGAGAAAUUUUCUCUUAUAUUUUCUAACUUUAUCUGUGACAUUUUUAAUCUUGAUUGCUUGCAUGACAUAUUUAUUUAUUGUAAUGCAGCAUCUGUUCACAUGACAUAGGCUAUUUGUUGAUUCAAGUGUUCCAUAGAGCAAAAUAUUUAAUGGGUUUCAUAUUUUGUUUUUAAAAAUUUAAAUUUUGGAAUAUUCUUGAAAAGACUUUGUUACCUGUAGUAAUUUUAUUUGUGCCCAGUUUGUUUGACAUUAGUACCGGUUAACUGUCUAAGACGUCUCAUGCUCCACUUGUAGUACAAUAUGAAGUCAGUGUUCUUCCCACAUCAUUUUUAUUAUGGAAAAAAAUACACUUAGAUACCUCCAUAAAUAUACAAUGUCUUAUUUCGCAAAGGAUGAAAUAUAAAAUAUUAAUUGUACGUACCUCACUAUAAAUCCACUGUCGCUCUCAAAAAAUUUUUUAGCUAUAUCAUAUCACUCAAAACUCUACAUAUGCUAUGUCCACAGUGAUGAAUAGACUUUUCUCCACUGCUAAUUUAACAUUUUUAACAUAGCAGACCAAAAGUAUAGUUCCUUCCCUAAUUAAUCACUCAUAGCACUUCACCAUGUGCAGUUCUGAUGACUUUUACUCAGGGAUGAUUGAGCAACAAAUAUGAUAAUGUUACAGACUUUAUAGUGAUUGUAGUCCCCAUUGGAUUGUUAUAAUGUUCUAUAUCUAGAUGUGACAACCUAUAAUAUUGAAUGAUGUAAAUUUAGACUAUAGACUUUGAAGGUCAUUUUGACAAGGACUAAAUUACUAAAGGACUAAAGGACUAAACAUAUUUCAAUUAUAAAUUAUACUUUUUUUCUUUCCAUCAUGUUCAUAUAUAUAGUUUUAGUACUGAUGCUCUGUGCAAUAGGACAGAAUAGUAUACAAAUUCACAAAGAUAUUCCCACUGAAUGCAUACACAUCAGUUGGCAUUGCAUAUACAUCCGAUAGUGGCAAAAUAUUGAUACCGCGCACUUUCGCAUUUGCUGGCCCAACAAUUUGGAACGCCCUUCCUGUCGCUCUCAGAAACAGCCAGACACUGGAGUCCUUUAAAAACGAUUUAAAAACACAUCUAUUUCGCAAACACCUUCUGGGGUUAUGUUGUCUACCAUCUUUUACCAGUUAAUGUAUAUUGGCUGGUGUUGUUUAUGGUUGAGAGGGAUGAAAGACUUUGACUUGGUUUGCUCGUAUGUAGUUUUAUAGUGUUGCGUUUGUUUUUAAAUGUGCUAAAUUAUAGAUUGUUUUUAUUUCUCUUUUCUAAUAUGGUUGACUUCGAGCUUUUGGGGAUGAAGCUUGUUUUUCAAAUAAACUUUAUUAUUAUUAUUAAAAGGAAAUAGAAAUGGUUACAAUACAAUAUAUUUCCUGUCAAAUUAAUGGAGUUGAUUUAAAUUAAAUUCUUAAUAAUAAAAUUAGUUGUUUUUUUAAUUGGAUUUUAGUUUCAAACAAGCUUAUAACCUGACCAGAAAGGACCUAUGGUGCUACAAGCCUUUCCGCCAAAAAUUGGAAGCACUGAAAUUAAUCAUAAAGAAUAAGUAUGUUGUCAAUAGUAUACCAAAAAGUAUGUUGUAUUUAGCAUACCCCCAAGUAUGUUGUCUUUAGUAUAUCAUUAAGGUAGUUAUCUUUAGUAUAUCGCCUAGUAUGUUGUCUUUAGAUUAUACUAAGUAUGUUUAAUCUAGUAUACCACUAUUUAUGUUGUCUUUAGUAUGUCACUAAUAAUUUGUCUUUAGUAUUCCACUAAGUAUUAUUUUUGGUAUACUGCUAAGUAUGUUGUCUUUGGUUUAUCGCUAAGUAUGUUGUCUGUAGUAUACUACUAACUAUGUGUUUUUUAAUAUACCACCAUGACUUUAUUUAAUGAAAAUAGACUCUAAAAUCUUAGGUCGCAAAUAUUCCUACAACACUUAAAGUUAUUGUCAGUAAUAUUUGAAAUGCUGUUCCAUCUACAUGAGCAAAACUGUUUUUCAUACUGUCAAUAUGAUAUUGAUUUCUUCCUACUGAAAUAAACUCAAAAUGACCUACAAAACUUUUCCAGAUUUUACCCCUCCUCCCCCCCUCCUCCCUCCCCCAAAUGUUUCCUUUUACUUUGACAUAAUUUAAGAGACAAAUUACUUUUAUGCAUAUACCAGACCUGUUUACCCUCAAACUCUUAAAAUUGUACAAUAUCAUCACAAAAUCGUUCAAUACCUUAUAUUUAUAGUAAAAAAAAAACCAUACAGUAUAUGUAAUAUUUCCACCUCAAAAUCGUACAUUGUGCGCCAAAAUCAUAAGACUAAACAGGUCUGAUAUACCAUAUUUUUGCCAGCAUAUACAAAUAUAGGACGUAUGCAAAUAUAGGACACAACUUUUUCCCCUCAAAAUACAGGUGUGUCUUAUGAGCCGGUAGUAAAAAAAUUAUGGAUUUAAAAAGUGGGUGUCUUAUACGGCAGCAUAUAACAGCAGCAAUACACAACUCUUCCAUCUUCAUUUCUCCCCAGUGCUUGGUGCUAUGAAAAACAACCACCAAAAUGUCUGGAAGUUGCAAAAGGAAAAAGAGGGGAAUUUGUAUUGACUAUCCGGUUUGUAGUUAUUUGUCUGUGGGUGUGUUUAAUUAUCAUUUUGUGAUAAUGACAUUUACAGUUUCUGUGGCUUUGCUUUUGUACGUUACAAGUGUACAAGUUAUUCUAUUUUUAAUAAUUCCUCGUUUAUAUUUUUUUUUGCAAUUUUGCUUGAUAUUUACUUUAAAGCGAGUGUUAGUCUGAAAAGAGAACAUUCAUAAGUUUUUUACUUUCUUACUAAAGUGGUUACCAUUGCCAUACAUAAUUGUACAUAACGGUCAUAUUUUUUUAAAGCAAUCACUCUCCCAUCACUUUCUGUCCAUUUAUUUAUUGAGCAUGAUUUAUUUUACACAUUUUUUUUCAGUAAAGUUAGGAGCUUUGUAGCCUACAUAUAUCUCUAUUCAUCUUAUUUUUUUACAUUUACUCCAAUCUUUUGUUUCAUUUAAAAUUAACUGAUAGGUUUUAUUUUUGUUUCAUUGCCUUAUCGGAGAUUUUUUUUUUCACUAUUUCAAUUUUUACCCCAGAAUUUUUGGCAUUUCUGAAGAUCAGUUGGAUAGGAACUUCACAUGGAAUUAUAUUCUUGAAAAGGGUUGUGAUGAUAAGGUAAUGAAAUAAAUUAACUCUGAAAGAAAGUUUCUAAAUAUAUUUGAUGAGUGCAGAAGCGUAUAGUGCAAUAAAGCUGAGUAUCCAUGCCGACAUCAUCAUCGAAUAUGGGUACCAGCAUUAUCAACCAAGACACUGGUACCUGAACCAGCAUUAUUAGCCAAGAGAUGGGUACCAGCAUUAUUAGCCAAGACAUAGGUACCAGCCUUAUAAUCCAAGACAAACCUUUAAACUACACCAUCAGGUUUAGAUAUGAAAGAUUUUGGGUUUCAGUUUCUGUAAUCAAAUAAGAAAAAAUUCCAAUGAAGAAAUGGAAUACAGAGCUUUUGAAAUACCGGUUAGCAUUACUCUGCACAGAAUGCAUUUAAGAUGAUGCAUCAAUUGCAUGCCACAACAGAAAAAAAACACAACAGGAUGCCACUACAAAAGGAUACCACUUAUGGAAAGAGGAAUAGGCCUCGGCAAUCCUGCUAAACUCUCGGUGGAUAGGGAUAGUUGAAAUGUAUUAAUUUAUUUUUACAUCUGUCUAUGGUACAUCAGGGCCUUGAUACAUCUGGGCGUGUGGUACAUCUGGGCAUGUGGUACAUCAGGGCUUUGAUACAUCUGGGCGUGUGGUACAUCUGGGCAUGUGGUACAUCAGGGCUUUGAUACAUCUGGGCGUGUGGUACAUCUGGGCAUGUGGUACAUCUUGGCAUGUGGUACAUCUGGGCAUGUAGUACAUCUGGUCCUGUGGUACAUUUGGGCAUGUGGUACAUCUGGGCAUGUAGUACAUUUGGACAUGUGGUGCAUCAGUGCAGUGACUAUCUCUAAGCAGUUUAUGUCAUUUGAGUAAAUACAAGAGCUCAUAUAGUCAAGAAUUGUAUUUUUAUUUUGAAUUAAUUAUUGAAAGUUAUUUGAUAAAGCUUGACUGUUUCAGAUUAUCAGAAAAGAAGUUAAAGUAAUCGGUGAGACCAGUGUUCAGUCCACUGAGUGUGGCAUUCUUAUCUCUGUUAAUAUGCGACUGGAAGACUACAAAAGAACUACUAAGCGUACCUCUGAGGACAGCUUUGAUCACUUUAACAGAAUUGUGUGCCAAAUUAAAUUCAAAAUGACAGACUCCUUGAAAGUGGAGGUAACUGAAAAUUUUUCACAAGAAAUAAUACAUAGAUCAGACAUAUCAAAAAUGAUACCUCGCUAUAGAUGCUAAUAAUAACAUAAUUAAGAUGUAUAUAUUUAGACGACCUAAUUUGUAUAUUUCAAUAAAGACAUAACAAAAAUUAUUCAGACAUCCCAAGAAAUACCAAAUUAAAUUAUUUUUUUUAACGAAGUGGCUAUUCAUACCCAGGUACCAGAAGUAAGAGGUUGGUAUUAAAAAAACUAUUAAAAAUUUUGUUGGGUUUGUAAGACAAAAUGAGGUAUGAAAUGAAAGAUAAUUAUAUGGACUAUAUGUUUGUAAACUUAAUUCUUCAAGUUAACAAAAAUAAACUACCACAAAUGACAUCCGAAUAGCAUUGGUCUAAUGGGACCCGGGUGCAAAUGGUGGCGCUGCGUGUCCGGGGCCAUUUUGACUAAAUGCUAUUUGGAUGUCAUUUGUGGUAGUUUAUUUUAGUUAAACUGAAGAAGUAAGUGUACAAAAAUAUAGUUCAUUCAAUUAUCUUUAAUUUGAUACCUCAUUUAGUCUUACAAACCCAACAAUAAUAUUUUUAAAAGUUGUUUAAAUCCCAACCUCUCACUUCUGAUACCUGGGUACGAAUAGUCGCAGCCUUUUUUAAAAAUACUCCUAACCAUUUUUCUGUGGUGUCGGUCAACCAUUUUUUGGUGGUAUCUGUCAAUCUUCGUGAGAUGAUGCUGUCUUGUUUUGAUUUAUAUCUUAGCUAGUGCCUGUUAGUCUCAGCUUCACUUUAUGUCCUGGAGCAAUAGUCCCAGUUCCACUUUUUGCAGGAGAAUCUUGACUGGGGGUUCACUUUGCCCUGCCAGUGACAGUCCCAGCUCCACUUUUUCAGCAGAACAUUAACUGGUGGUUUAUUUCAUCCGACCAUUUUACUCUUUAUUCUAUGAUCUUUAGGUUUUGUGCAUUCGCUGACCAUUUAACCUCCAAAUUGACCUACUGUACACCAGCCUGAACAGUCAUCAGUCAUUAGUGCUUUCUAAUGUUAAUUUUGACUACAUUCAUACCUUCUUAGAGACCCAGCAAUACAGUUAUGGCCUUUGAUGUUACACUUAACACCAUUCUGGAAGUGUAGACCUACCUAUUCAGUACUGUUUGUAUUAGCCCAUGCUGUACUUCAGUGUUGUAUUUCCAAUUUGUAAAACUUUUUUUUUUUUAAUCCUGUGAAAGUGAUCCGAGGCAAAGAAAAUUUCCUUCUAAUGAUCUGCUGAAGUAAAAUAAUUGUCAAAUGAUUACAAGUAAAUAUAUAGAUGUCUGUUGACCAGUUUUAAUGAGAUAUCAUUAUUUUAUUUUCACCUGCUAAGAUUAAGAGACCUUGAAACCCGCAAAUGGAGGCCAGCCUCUGGUUUCAUCUCACUUCACAUGCUCAUCUGAUUUGUUUGGGGGAUACCAGGAAAGACUGGAACAAUUUAAAAUCUUUUUAUAAUCCUUUUUAUUAACUUCGUUUUUUUUCCAUGUGUUUCUUUCUUUAUGUAUUUAUUUGUGGUGGCAAAAUCUUCCGGAGGCUAGUUGACCCACUUCCCAUCAUCCUAUCAAGCUAGCCAAUGACGAUAUAUUUGUUCAAAUUUUCAGCCCCACCCCCAACCCCCAAAAUUAUUUUUUCCUUUUUUUCAAGUGGAGAGGAAUAUUAAUGAUUUUUUUCAAUGGGUGUGUGUUUAGAUGUGGAGCUUAAAUGUGUAGCUGUUGCUAUGUGCUUGUGUAUUUUUGGGUUAAAAUAUAUCUUUAGUCUAUUAGGUUUUAUAUGCACAAAUUUGAUAAAAAUCAUUCCCGUACUAAAAAAUCAUUUGCUACUAUCACAUGAUAAAUCACAUACAUAUUAUGUAACAAAAUGCAUAUAAAGGAUUUAUACCAAAAACUUUGUUUUUAGGGGUUGUUAAAUUAUUAGAUAAGGAGAGUUCAUCUAGCGCCCUGUAUAGUACUAAUAAAAUCGUGGUUAUGUAUCUUCAAUGCAAUUGGGUACAGCAAACCAUGCAAAUGGAUUGAAUUUAUUACUUUGAAUUGUUUCACUUAUUUGUAAAUUUUUAAAAAAAAUGAAAUUGGGGCAAGUUGUGUUUUUCUGUGCUGGUCUACUUGGCUGUUGAUUUGUUUCCUUCCCUGCAGUGUUGGUCCCUUCCUUUCACUGUCAGGACCGGCAACUCACAGCUGUGGCCUUACACUGGAGCUGUCGAUUGGUACUGCUGGGCUCGAGAAGAUCUGGUCAGUAUUUUCUUAGUAUGGACAAUGGAACUACUCUUGUGGGUAAACAAUCCUUCCCAGUUUCAGUGUAAAAAUCUGAUGCCCUGAAAGUGUAGGAUGGUGAUGCCCUGAGAGUGUGGGUUGGUUAUGCCCUGAACUUAAUUCUUUACUCACAAAAGUCAGGAGCUGUUAUAGUAUAAUCAUUGCCAACAUAAAAAAUUAUCUGUCUAUUGCUCAAUAGCAUUAAUUUGAUUUUGAUGAGGUGUGGGGGGGGGGGGGGGGGGGGGGGCUAAAUUGAACUAUAAAUCAUAUAACACAUAAUAUGCAUUAUUAUUUAAUUCAUCAAGAAUUCCAUUUCAUUAGGCAAAGAAGUAUAGUGGUAAGAAAUUUCAUCCAAUUGAUAAAGUUGUCCUACAUACCUUUUAUUACAGCAUUUUUUCAGGGAGGAGAUGACAUAUGUCUAAGACUUAAUUAUUUGGGAUUUUAGAACAAAAAAUAAGAACCCAUUGUACCUUUAAUAAAAAAUUAAAACUUUAGUUUUUCAAUACGUUUCAUAUGCAUUCUCUUAAAAAAUAUAUAUUUGUAAUUUUUAUUUCCAAACAUAUCUAAAGAUGCUUACAAAAUGCCUUUUUUUUUUUAAUAAACUUCUGAUAGUAUAAGGCACCAUACAGGUGUCCCAAAGAUAUGAACAUGGACAAUGGGUUAUCCAUGCUACAAGCUAAAUAUGAAGCUAUUGAUCCUGAAGGUUUCACUCCGGACCAUAUAAAAACUUUGCAAACUAUGAUACAGUGUAAGUUCCUUUAAUAAAGUUUCCUUGAGCCCUUAGGUAAAGUAUUUUAAACUUUUCAGCCAAAUAGUAUUGUGCUCUGCUGCUCAUUGUCUAUUUUAAAGGUCCUGUUUUUAAUGUGAAAACCAUAUGGGUUUUUUUUUGGGGGGUGGAUAUUUCAUGACAAUAGAUAUCAUUUUUACAUAAGUAUACCUGUGAAUGCAUGAGGUUCUUUUCUUCUAUUAUUGGCGAUUGGGAAAAAUAAGUUAAUAAUUCAAAAACUUUUUACUAGUUUAUCAUGGACAUUUGAGUUAAAUAUUGUCAUGCAAUAACUUCAUUCAAAAUUUUUAGUAUUGAUGAUUGGCCCAAUAGUUUUAAAUUGGCCACCAGGAGAAUGUCAUAAAUUAAAUAGAAGAGUGCAUCUCCACUUAAUCAAAUUAUGACACAAUAAAUAACUUCCCUUGAUUUCCAGCUUUCAUUUCAAGGGCAAGCUAUCUUAAGGGGCUUAAAAUCUUUUUUAAUUCAAAGUCUCUAAGCAAAGAGCUACUUGAGAUCUUCGAACACAUACGUUUUUGAUAUACAAUAGGUACUCCAAACCAAUUUUUCAAACUAAACCAACAACAUUUUUGAGUGUUUAAGAUGAAAGAGUUAAGACUUCUAAGAAUGUAGACAUUAAAUUUAUGACUAUUAUUAAGAUAGUUAAGCUAUUUUAAUUAUUUUUUUCUCCGCUUACGAAAUGACAAAGACCCAUAUUCAUGAGUCAUUAUCUUAAAAUGUUUGUCCCCUGCACUCAUUUCCUUUACAAUACUUACAAAAUUCUAUAGAGAAAACAAACAAAAAUUUUUUUCAGCGUAUGGGACAUCAAACUAUUAUAAUUUAUUGUCGUAAAGAUGGCAUUUUGUACAAUUUUCAAAUUUUACCAAGAGAGGCAAAAAAAUCACAAAAAUGACCUAUUUUUAAAAAUUCACAAAAAAAUUAUCUAAUUUACUCAUAAACAUCAUUCAUAUAGCAAUUUAAAAGAGAAUCAAAGAUCUGUAGACCAAUUCAUAUUUGACAAAUAGCUAAAUAUUCAAGAGGCCUAAUUUAUUUUACACGUUUUGCACAUUUUUCAAAAUAAAAAUUAAAAAUAACAUCCUAUAUGUUUGAAAUCACUUAGGAAGUGACUAUAAUUGUUGUCUUCAUAUAAAGUAAGCAUACUUGACACCACAAAAUACCGCUGAAUAAUAUAAACAUUUGAAAAAAGUAGAGUACAAAAAUGUUUUUUUUAUAUAUAAUUAUUUGUUUGUUUCUUGUUUUGUUUUUUUGUCAGCUGAAGAGGGCAUUUAGCCAAAAUGUCCACUUAAUUGUCCUGUAUUUAAUAGUCCUGUAUUUUCUUUAAAGCUUUCUUAAAAACAUAUCUUGUUCCACUAUUUAUUUACUUUACGUGGUUUCAAAGCAGUCGCUCAUACAUUAUCCUCUCAAAGGGUUUAACCAGUUUUUAUUUCAUUGGCUAGUUAUCUUUUAAGGGGGUUAACCAGUUUUUUUAAAUGUUUUUAUUUUAUUAAAAAGCAAAGAGUUUCCCUUCAAUAAAAGAAAACCUCAUUUUAUCACAAGAUUUUCCCCACAAAAUUUAUCAAACAUUUUAAUACAUUUUUUUUACCUCAGCAUGUAAUACAACGCACGAGACCUAUCUAUUACAAUAGUACCAUUUCGGCUAUUCAUCUAUGUAAGCAUGUAAACAUUUUUGACACAAUUUUCUCUACAUAUCUUUCUUUCAGCAUUCACAACGGGCAGAUGUAUAAAGAUGCAUGAUUUUAUCCAAAAGAGCAUGCCAUAUCAGAACCAUGGAAAACUUAAAAAUCCCACUGAUCACAAGAUAUCAUUUUAUACCUGGUUUGUUGCUGUGUGUAACACAGCUAAAAAAUUUAAGAAGUGUUUAGUCACUAAAAGCCACGAUGAAGAAAACUUCAGGUAAGAAUAAGAAAAAACGUUUUUAUGGAUGGUCAUUAUUUCUAUCAUAUGUUGUCAUUGCCUCACUUUUAGUUGGUCAUUUUUUCAAAUGUUGGUUGUCAUAAUUUAAACAAAUUUGUCAUUAUUUCAAAUGUUGGUCAUCAUUAUUUCAAAUGUUGGUUGUCAUUUCAAAUGUUGGUUAUCAUUUUUAUUCUUUAAAUGUUGGUUGUCAUUCAAAAAAUUGACCUUAAUUUUAAAUGUUGGUUGUCAUUUUUUUCAAAUGUUGGCUGUCGUUAAAAAUGUUGUCUUUAUUUCAAAUGUUGGUUGUCAUUUUCAAAUGUUGUUCAUCAUUAUUUCAAUUUUUGGUUGUCAUUAUUUUAAAUGUUGGUCGUCAUUAUGUCAAAUGUUUGUUUGUCAUUAUUUCUACUCUAGGUUUAUUGCAAGUUUUUUAUCCUAUGAAGCGUGCUUGUCAACACUGAAAAGACAGCCCAUUGGAAGUACUAUUUUAAGGCUCUCACAAAACCGUGUAAUCAGUACCCAAUCCUCUAUGCCAUGUGCAAGUAUUAUUGUUCACGUGGUUUCAUAUCCAGAUGGUUAGUAGCCUAUAUUUUUUAUGCACAAGAUGAAGUCUCUAUAUUUUAAACAGUGUUUAAUUAGAGUGCGCCGGCUGUAUGUCUCAAAUUGCAUUGUUUAAUGAUUGGUUAAUAUAAAAUGUGGAUCUUGGCACCACUUGUGUUAUGCGGGGUAAUACAAUAUUGUAAUAUCCUGAUUAUAAAAAAAAUGUAACCUCCAGAAAUAUAUCACUUAAUUAUAUAUACAGGGUGGGCCAAUAAAAGUGAGAACAUUUCGUAGCGUAAUAUUUUACGAGAUGUUCUCACUUUUUUUGGCCCACCCUGUAUAUCGCUUAAUUAGUCUAGCUUUUUUUGGGUACAAUAUUAUAAAAUUAAUUUUGUGACAGUAUGAAUUUUAUGUGUUGGGCAUAUCUGUAUUUUAAUUAUCUGAAAUAAUGAGAAGAAAACUGAUCCAAUUUAUUUAGCUAAUCAAAAUGAUGUUGAACAUUUCAACUUUAUUUAUAUUUUGUUGAUUCUUUGUAAGUCACUCUUUACCCCUUAAGGAGUUUUUUUAAGUAGAGAUUUGAAUAAUAGUAAGAAACAUGAAUAGAAUAUAAAAAAUUUAUAUUAGUUUCCCUGAAUUGGGGCUAGUUAUGGGAGUAAGAUGGAGAGAAUAAUGAUAAGAUGGGGGCAGCAGAGGAAAAGAAGGAAGUAUUUAAGAGGGGAGCUUCAGAUGCCAUUAUUUACCCUAUGUUUUGUUAUUACAUGAAAACAACGCUACAUACCACAAUGUACUAGCCAGGGUUUUAAGAGGUCUCAAAAGCUCAACAGAAUAUGUGCGUUAGUAGCUUAUACAUUUCUAACACAAACAUGGAUAGUGCUAAUUGGCUAGUACACCCUAUGUGAGUGCCCCAUUGUGUUAUUUCCAACUACUUACAGAUUAUAAAGAUCCUGUGUCACACCAUGUGUGCAACUGUGACAAUGAAGAAGAUCUCAUCAGAGAGCUAUCAGGUCUGGCCCUGCCUGAUAAAAAUCCAUUAGUUAAGACAAUUGUUUAUCCCCGAGAUAUUUCUUUCACUGAAAUAAAAAAGUGCUUUCCAGGUUUGUACCUUUUCUUUUUUUCCUUAACUGCAUUUUUAAUGAAUAAUUUCACCUUGCUGCUGAUAUGUUCUUUCCAAUGAAAGUAUAACCUACCUCAACCUGUAUAAAUGUUUGCAUAUUAAGUUGAAAAAACAGGAACAUUGUAAAUAAACUUUGUAUGUUCUUGCAGUUUUAAUUGACAGAAAUUUGUUUUAUUUCCAAAUUAAUUCUGUUAAUUAAAUUAACCAUAUUUGUUUUUAAAAAAUGUAUCAUAAUUUACACAGGCUACAAAACAUCCUUUUCUCUCUUCCCCCCCCACCCCCCAAAAAUAUCUGAACCAGUGGUUCUCAAACUUUUUCAGACAAACACCCCCACCCACCUCCAUGAGGGCAAGGCCAUAAACUCAUCCUGAGUGCGCCCCCCCCCGGUUUUCUCAAUUUCAAAAUUCUCAGAAUAAUAUUUUGAAUGAUACUCUUCUGAAGAUAUUUACAAAAUAAAAUAUGUACUUCAUAAGUUUUAAAACAAAGUAUAAAUAUAUAAACUUUUACUUUAAGAAAUUCAAUAAUAAGCUGAAUAAUUUAGCUAGUGACACAUGGGCUCAACAUUUUUACUGAUAUUGUUAAAGGUAUGGUAGAGAUGUAGCAGUUUGUCAAAUGGGUGGUAGUAUUUCUCAUAGCAGAAAUGUAAUUGACUAUGUCCAUUUUUUAAAAAUUGCUGUUUCUUUGCUUGGAGCAAUGUUAGACAGCCACACAAAAACCCCUUUCCAAAAAAAAUGAAUACAAGAUGCAAUAAAGAUCUUAUUAACAACCUUUCUUUUUGCAGGAUGGGGAACUAAAUUUUCCUAUGCCUUCUAAACUCUAAAAUACCAUUUCUUAAACUUUUGCAUUAGCUCAUUAUUAUUUUAGCGGAAGUUAUCGCCUCUAAACUUCACCAACUUCCUUAAUCAUGAUCUGGAUUUAUCUCUCAAUCUAUCAUUUCCAUCAAAAACAAAUCCUAAAGGCACUCAUAUUAUAAUAGCAAAGAGGGUGAAAAUACUUGAUUCUCACCUUUCUCUACUUCUUUAGAAAGGCUUGUAAAUGAUUAAACUUGAGAUAUCUAAUAAAGUGUGUGAAUAGAGUGAUUUUGAUACCAAGUCAUUUCCUGGUACUUCCAUUUAAAAGUUGGAUCAAAGAACUUUACUCACUUUUUGUUGCGUUGUUUUUUUACAAAAAUUAUCACAACUUGUUAAUCAUUGAAUCUAAUUUGAUGCACGAAAUUAAACAGUAUAUUAUUUUUUGUUUUUUAAAAAUUGUUUUAAUUCAAAAGAUUAUUUAUUCCUCACUGCCCCCUUUUGGCAGUCCCAGUGGCCCCUAAAUCUACUAAACCUUUCAGUGCCUUCCCGGACAGCCCACUUUGAGAACCACUGAUCUAAACAAAUAUAUUUCAUUUGUUUAUUAAAAUUGUGAAAAUUUAUAAUUUUUCUCCAGAUAAGGAGACAAUUAAUGUAAAUGGAUACUGCACCAGAACAUCAGAGAAGAAAACAAUAGUUCUUCAUAAGUGAGUCAUUACUUUUAUCUGAAUUCCUUAAUGUGACAUAAUAUUUCUUUUAAAAUUAUCUUUAUGUCACAUUUAAUUUUCACCCAAAUAAAACAUCAUCAUCAGUGACACUACAACCCUGCCCUGCUCCACCACAUCCUUCCAUUUGGAUCGAUCCAUGGCUUUCCGCCUUCAUGCAUGAACUGCAAGCUGGUGUUUGUCCUUCUCUACAUUGUGAAUCCAUCUCAGUUUUGGUUGACCAGUGAGCCAUCUGCCCCAAGGUUUCUGCCUAUAUAUCACUUUUGCUGCUCUAAAAUCUGGCAUCCUUUCAUUUUGGUCCUGUCCAGCUCAGUCUGCCUUUUUUAUUGUUGUGACUUUGGGUACCCACAUAGUACUACAACACUUUUUUGUUGACAUGACAGGAUUCACAAUAAAACUAAUAGUAGUUUUCAAAGCCGCUGUCGUUAUUCACUUUUGUUGACUAAAUCAUCAAGUAUAAUUGGCUAUGUGGUCAAUGUUUAAGUUAACUUAUUCUUUUAUUCAUACAGAUGCACAAAAAAAGAAAAAUAUACUCUAAUAAUUGAUUUGAGUAACCUACAUUUUUACUCUUAAUUGUAAAGUCGAUGGUAGGGGCUAAUAACUUAAACAUUAUUAAGUCAAGGGUAAGGUAACUCCAACCAAGACCAACCAACUCAAUUUAUGACCCAGCCAACCUCAACCAUACCUAUCCUUACCAACCUCUUAACAAUCCCAUCUAACCCACUUUUGAGCGUCCCUCAUGAUGAUGACAAAACCCAAAUUGACUAACCCCCCAAAUAACUAAUCCCAACAUUGACUCAACCCAUCAUUGACUCUCUAUUGACAUCUCUUCAGACCAACAACCUCGCGGAGCACAUAUGAAACACCUGCAGCUGAAUCAACAUCGACCGAUGAUGAGACUCAGCCGUCACCAUCAAAAAUACCAAGGCACCCAAUCCUGUCGUCCCAAUCAAAGGAAUUUGUGGCAGAAACAGAUACAGUGACGACUAAAACUGAUUUUUUACCACAGGAUCUUAAAAGCUUAAAAAGAUCUGAAUUAUUCCCACCUAUUUCACCAUCUAAUGCAAUCGAAAUUUAUGGAUUACUCGCUCAUCCAUUUGAUAAGGAAUUAGACGAUAUUAGCUCAGAGUAAAGAAGUUACUGUCUGAGAUAUUAAUAAAGAGGGUGUGUACAGAACCAAGGCAACAAAUAUUAAUUUGAUACAAAGCUAAAAAAAAUUACUGGCCGAGUAAAUUCUGUACAUUGGUUCUAUUUUAUUUUUAUCAGCUAAAAUCAAUUUGAGAUACUUUGUACUCUUGACUCAGAUUCAUUUUUAUUUAAGAAAAAUUUUGUUCGGCCUGUGAUGGAGUUUGAAUCCUGUGCCUGACUCCUGAUAAUUAAUAUUUUAUAUAUACAUUUCUUGUCACCAGUUUCAUGGUGAAUGGCACAAAAAUGUAGAUUUUCACAUUUUUUUUAAAGGUUUUCCAAUUGGUUUGGCUGUGGUUUUCACUGAAUUUAGAAGGGAAAAAAAAAAACACACGUUAAAAAAUGGUAGUGAUCAUGUAAUAUUUGUUUAUUUAUGACAAGAAAUUCAAAUUUAACAAAAUGUAACUCAAAUUUUCCAUGCAAAAUGUGCUGUGGGAUUGUACAGUAAUCUAUAAGGUAAAGUAUAAGUAUAGAUUCUGGCAAGAGUGCUUCAGUGACCAGUAGUGUAAAUAGAUAAAAAAAAACUGAAGGACUGCUUUCAAGCUGGGUGAAUGAAAUAGUAAAACAAGUUAUUUUGAAGCUUGAAUCAAAAGACAGGACAAUUAGAUAUGAAAGUUUCAGCUUAGAGCCUUUUUCAGCAAAUAGGACAAAUUGAAGUAUGACAAAAACAGAGCAUAGUAAAAAAAAACUGUUAGUUACAUAUCAGUGACCAUUAGUUACAUAACAUUGACCAGUAGUUACAUACAGUGACCAGUAGUUGCAUAUCAUGGACCAAUAGUUAUAUAUAAGCGACCAGUAUUUACAUGUCAAUGACCAGUAGUUACAUGUCAGUGACCAGUAGUUACAUAUCACUGACCAGUAGUUACAUAAUUCGUUAUUAGAUAGUGUAGUGCAGUGGUUCUCAACCUUCCUAAUGCUGCGACCCUUUAAUACAGUUCCUCCUGUUGUGGUGACCCCAACCGUAAAAUUAUUUUCGUUGCUACUUCAUAAAUAUGUUUUUUUUUCCAAUGGUAUUAGGCAACCUCUGUUUAAGGGUUGUUCGAUCCACAAAGGCGUCGCGACUCACAGGUUGAAAACUGCUGGUGUAGUGUGACUAAUUGGAUGUUUGAUAACAUAUCUCAUGGUAAUAAAUCAUAAUUUCAAAUCCGUUUGUAUAAUUCCCAGCAAGAAUCACAGCUUCUUUAAGUUUCUACAAAAUAUUUUUAAUAUAAUUUCAUCCCUAAAAAUAGCGGUGUCCUUAUAGACUUAUUAUGGCAAAGUUUAAAUUAAUUUAACAACUUUAAAUAACAGGAUAUCACUUUCUAAAACUCGCCGCCGUGGUCUUCUGUACCAUAUUCAUCGUCUAGAGCUGACAUAUGGGAGAAGGGUAUAUUACCCUAUUUUUAUUGUUUUAUACUAUUUCAAACUGACAACUGGUAGAACCUAAUUUGAAAACAUGACAAUGAGAGGAAUUUUCUUAGUGAGUGGCUGACCCAGCGACCUGAAUUUAAUCACAUUUAAAAAUCAAUAGAAGCAAAGAUAAAGUAUUCACACACCUUUUAUUGUCCAUGACAAUGUAUGAAUGUUAUGCAAAGAAUUAUUUAGUGGAAAAAAUUACGGGUGUCAUGAUUGUAUUGAAUAUUGCAAUAGAACUUAAGAAGGAAAAAAAAUUAUUUCUGUUAUUAAUCCAUAACUUUUAAUUAUAUUCUUCUAUUCAGCUUCGGUGCCAAAUUUUAUAAAAAAAAUAAUCAUUUCAAAACAUCAUCGAGAUAUAUUAUUAUUAUUAUUAUUAUUGGUGGUUUUAUAUAGCUUGGUACCCCAGCCUACGGCUGGACUCACCACGAUGUGAAAACAAUUUAACAAACAUAAUCACGAACUUAAAAAUGAACAUACAUUAAUUAAAUGAAACAAAACAAAUGUAUAUUCACUCCACCCAUUCCAGAACUAUUUACAUGUCAAGUCAUGGACGGCGCCCAGCAGUAUUGUUUAUUGAUCAGAGGGGGGAAUCAGUCAGGAUAGUAGAGUUUAAAGAGAUGUGUUUUGAGUGCGGUUUUGAAGGCUGUGAUUGUUGGUCUAUUGCGAAUGUGUAGUGGAAGAGAAUUCCAUUGUUUGGGCACAGAAAAAGAACGAUCGUUCACCAUAAGUUUUUGUGCGAGGCUCUAAAAUAAAGACAUUUCAAUUACUGCACAAAUUUGUCUCCCCUAAAUUAAGACAUUUCAAUUACUGCACAAAUUUGACUGCUCUAAAAUAAGAAAUUUUAGUCUAUGUACAAAUUUUACUUCUCUUUUAACAUUUCAAAGUAUCAAUGGAUUUUUUGUUCCUGGUGGAAAAGGAAUAUUAGCAUUUACUGUCAAUUAUCUUUUUUUUAAAAUUGUAAUAAAUUUUUAGCUACAGGUAGG
Molecule: messenger RNA, 25772 nt
Organism: Lymnaea stagnalis (great pond snail)
Lineage: Eukaryota; Metazoa; Mollusca; Gastropoda; Lymnaeidae
Source: the annotation of a GenBank genome assembly